Gasterosteus aculeatus aculeatus (three-spined stickleback) is the source of this 1241-nucleotide messenger RNA. RefSeq names its product myozenin 1b (gene myoz1b). The record is from RefSeq and is a predicted model, not a curated record. Gene Ontology annotation, cellular component: actin cytoskeleton; Z disc. Gene Ontology annotation, molecular function: telethonin binding; actin binding; FATZ binding. Lineage: Eukaryota; Metazoa; Chordata; Actinopteri; Perciformes; Gasterosteidae.
CCUGCUGAUAGGGUUUCACUCACUCCAAGGCGAAGAGGAGAGCAAGCAGUACAAUACAAGCUCUGGGACAUAAACCUACCUGGAAAUCUAUAUUUCUCUUCCUGUGAGCCGCGCCUUUUCUGGGACCUUCUGGGACCCGUGUCUUCCUGUGGAUACCUGGUCUUAGUCCUGUAGUCAUGCCUCUCCCCACUCCUGCCCCUUCUAACAAGAGGAAGAAGGCCAUCAAGAUCAUCACCGACCUGUCCAGUGUCAGCCAGAAUGAUAACGAGUCAGACCCCGAAGCCUCUGAGCUUGACCUGGGCACCAAGAUCAAGACUCCAAAGGACACCAUGCUGGAGGAGCUCUCCCUGAACUCGAACAAGGGCUCCAAGAUGUUCAAGAAGAGGCAGCAGAGGGUGGAGAAGUUCAUCGUGACCAACGAGAACAAGCAGAACUUCCAGAACCUGCUCACGUGCCCUCCACCUGUUGCACCGAAGCCUGAGAAGGCAAAGGAAGAAGUGGUGGAUGUGACGAUGGAUGAGGAAGCGGAGAAGGAGAAGAGGAGGAAGGAGUAUGCGGGCACCUACAUAUCGCCAUGGGAACGGGCCAUGAAGGGCAACGAGGAGCUGACAGCCACCCUGAAGGCCGCCAUGCCGGGCCCCAUCCAGCAGCACCAAGAACUGCCUCUGUACAAGAGCUUCAACAGGACGGCGCUGCCAUUCGGCGGCGUCGAGAAGGUGCCCAGGGCGCUGACCUUCGAGCUCGAAGAGCUCCAGGUGGCCUCCGAGGAUCCGGAUGCGACGGCCGGCCCGCAGGCCGACAUCCGCUCGCGCCCCUCGUUCAACCGCACGCCCAUCGGAUGGGUCUGCAGCGAAGACAACCCGAACAUCCACAUGGACCUGGACAACAUCCCCUUCGACGGAGAGACCGACGACCUGUGAACACGCACACAAUAAUACACCCUCGCAGGAGUGGAGACAUGCAAGCAUUGGGCAAAGUUAAUCAUUCAGACCACAUGCACUGACGACAUUAGCGCUGCUGAGGCUCCCAGGAACACAUGAGGAAAUUGAGCAAAACAUAAAUUUAAAACAUGACUUGAGGAGAUCGUCUCCUCGUGUGCUUUCUAGUCUUUUCAUCCCCGAUGUAUCUGAAUCUUGCUACGAUUUUGGAAACUGCAAGCUAUUGUGAGGCCUGUGUGAGUAGAUGAGCAGUCUGCACUCUGAAGACAAUGUAUUUAUUCAAUAAAGUUCCUCUUUGCAGAA